ACGGUCUAGUGUCAAAAUUUUUUGUUAAUCGGUUAUUCGUUGAUGAUAAUAUUUCAUGUUUGUUGAUUAUUUAAAAUUUUAAGCCUAUAACGGUAAAGUAUAUCAUUUAAAUAAGAUGUAUCUAUCGUCUGUCAGUUCACGUUUGUUACUAUAUGAUACAAACAAUUGGGAAUUGAAAUAUUGUCACGGAAAAUCCGACGGAAUUAUACGAGAUGUCUCUUGGAGCGAUGAUAGUAAAUAUAUCCUAUUGGUCAACCCUAAAGGCACUGCUGAAAUUUUAAGUCCUGCAUCCCAUAACUUGGUGUUACAGCAUAUCCCAAUCGACGAUUCAUGUGCAGCAUGUUUUCAAAGAGAUGGCCAUCGUAAUAUAGCAGUAGGAACUAUAAAAGGUGAAGUGAUUAUUUGGGAUGCUAAAAACAAAGAAAAAACCAAAAUAUUUCCCACAUUGCCAUCUUAUGCUGCAGUAGACUUUUUAAGUUUUAAUGCUAAAAAUACAAAUUUAGCUGCUAGUAUGCAAAAUGGAGACACUGUGAUUUAUGGGCUUGUAUCUAAUAUACCUAUUUCAACUGUUAAACUUAAUUGUUCCAAAAGCAUAUCUGCAAUGAAGUUUCAUCAUGAAGCAAGGUCACUAUUAGGUCUAGCUACAGAUGAAGGGCAUGUUAUACUAAAGGAUGUUAGUGUUAAUAAGGACAAAGUUACUUUUGAGAACAGUCAUGCUUCUCCAGUAUCUGAUUUUGUAUAUUCCCUUAUUAAUAGGGAUGUUAUGCUAUCUUGUGGUCUUGACAAAAAUUUGCAAGUUUAUGAUAUCAAACAGAGAAAUGUUGUAUCAACUUUAAAAACGCCACAUGCCUUAACAUCAUUGGCAAUAAAUGCAGAAAACCAAGUUGCACUUGGAACUCAAAAGGGCUAUGUUUUGCUGUAUGAUUUAAGAGACUUAACUACACCCUUAAAAAUUUUGAAAGGCCAUAACAAUAAAGUAAAAAAAGUAGCAUUUCAGCCACCAAGAAAAAAAUUUAUGUCGCCAGAAUUAAGUUUGGUUGAUAAAUUGGAUACAAUCAGUCCCAAUAUUGAAUCACCAAUUCAAAACAAUUCAUUAGAUAUGCUUUUUACAUGCAACACACCACCAAAUCGCUCAGAACCACCUGCAAGAGAUGUGGAAGAUUCAUUCCUUUUUAAAAUGGGUAUGGAAGACAAAUCAAAUGAAGAAUUAGAAUCUAAUCAUAAUAGAUCAUCAUUAGAAACUUAUAGAAAAAGUGAUCGUAAUGAAUUUAGAUUGCAUCAGUUGGAUAUUGAAAAAAGUGCUAUAGGUAAAUCCUCUACACCAAUUAUAAAUAAAACUGCAGAUAACAUUUUGCAAAACCCCACAACACACAAUGGUAUAAGUGAACAAAGACCUUCAAAUUCUAACAUAUUACCAAUAAUAUCCAAUAAUACUGUUCAAAAUGUUGGAAUUGACAAUAAAACUAUUGAAGAGCUAAAAGAUUUCUUCAAAUUAAGUCUUUCAUAUGUUGCAGAUGACAAUAAGAAUUGUUUUCUUCAUAUUAUGAUGGCAUUGACUAAACAAAAGCUUUAUUUAGAAAAGCAGCUAUCACAAAUGAGCAACCAAUUAUUAAGGUUAGAGGAAAAUCAAAAUGAAUUGGUAGAAAUAAAUAGAAAACUAGCAUUAGAAAUUGAUCAAUUGAAAUCUAGGCACACCUCAUUUUAAUUUUCCCAUUUAAUAUAUGUAAUCCACCACUCUGAGAUUGCUACAACUGUUUAAGAAUAGUGAGGUAACUAAACUUCAAGACAGAUGAUAUUAUUAUGUUAAACUGCUGUAGAAAAGUUAGAGCAUAACUGGUGAUAAUGGAAAAUGAGAGCUUCUUGGCUUUAUUGUUCUUUCUUCUUUUAACAAAAUGGAGCAAGUUCUUAAUAUGCAAUUUUAACAAUAUCUGUAGAGAUGCAAUACACCAUAUAUUAAAAUCAUUAGGCAAUAUUUUGCAUUAUAGCAAAGAAAUUUUGUAUAAAAUUAUCAUUUUCUUUACCAUACUAUUUUUAGAAAGCCCAUAAAUAUUGUGUAUAUCACAUGGUGAUUAGUUUUAAGUAAAGACUUGAACAAGAAGAUGAAACAAUGAUUUAAAACUAACAAUGAUGUUAUUUAUUACGUUACUAGCUUUAACGGUAUAUAAUAUAUAUUUAAUAAUGAAUUUAUACUUUUAUUCUGUGCCAAUUUUAUCUCAGUAUUGUAACUAUUUUUUAAAGACUAAUUAUUAGGAAAUACUAAAAUUUGUUUGAACGACAAUCAUUGUUGUUUCAUUGACAGCCAUGAAGAUCCUAGACAAAAUAAAAUGCAUGUAACACUU
Molecule: messenger RNA, 2339 nt
Organism: Pieris brassicae (large cabbage white)
Lineage: Eukaryota; Metazoa; Arthropoda; Insecta; Lepidoptera; Pieridae
Gene: Grip71
Product: protein NEDD1
Exons: 2
Coding region: 116-1705 (529 amino acids)
Biological process (GO): mitotic cell cycle; microtubule nucleation
Cellular component (GO): spindle pole; ciliary basal body; pericentriolar material
Molecular function (GO): gamma-tubulin binding
Source: RefSeq, a predicted model, not a curated record